AUGGACAAACACGAACAACUCAAGUACACGCCUCUCCAAUCCUUUGUAGAGUCGUCGUUUUUCACAAAGCUUUCAGAGAGAAAACUUAACGAAUACAAACUUGAUGCUUCCACCAAACUGAUUGGAGGAUUCAUGACGUCUCCACGCCAGCUUAACAAGUUCAAUGACCGGCCCAUUAUCAACCUCGAUUACUCCAGUUUCGAGCCUAUAGGAGAAGAUGAACUAACGACUUUCAUUCCUGGAUUGCUUCACAAUGUAAACACCAUUGAGGAGUUCAAGCAGCUAGACAAACACCAACUUCUUCGCGAUUGGUGCUCUGAACUCAAGAAGGGAAUGGCGCAUGGGAAAGUUGAAGAGACGUUCCAUUUAUUGACCUUUUCUGACUUGAAGAAGUACAAAUUCUACUAUUGGCUAGCGUUUCCCACCAUACACUCACAGUGGAAUGUAGUGGAGAGAAGCAAUAAUAACGAGUAUGAGCUUCAGAUCGAGGCAUCCUUGGGGGAGAAUACAGGUUCUUUUUUCCAGAUCUUGCCAGAAUCCGAUGAGAUGGUGGGAAUUGACAAGUUAACCUCUGCAACAGAGGGAAAGUUCGCCUAUUUGGACUCGUGUAUUAGUCCAGAUGGCAAUCCUCUGAUUCAGCUCAAGAACUAUCUAUACUUGGUAGCGACAAAGGGCUUCCAGACCAUUACUGUCUAUGUCUACAGAAACAAUGGUCUGUCUUAUACCCUCAAACUUGUCCUUGAUCCUUCUUUUGAUGCUGAGGAUGAGCCCAAAGUGACAGGUUGGGAGAGAUCGGUCCUGGGCAAACUUGGGCCGAAGCUCGCAGAUUUGGGCUCGCUCAUUAACCCAAAGCAAUUGGCAGAUCAGGCCGUUGAUUUGAACUUGAAGCUCAUGAAGUGGCGUGUAGCGCCCCAAUUGGAUUUGGAUACUAUCAAAGAGCAGAAGGUGUUGCUUCUAGGAGCUGGAACUCUCGGAAGUUAUGUGGCACGAGUAUUGAUGGGUUGGGGUGUCCGGAACAUCACAUUUGUCGACAAUGGAAGGGUGUCGUAUUCCAAUCCUGUGAGACAACCACUUUUUGCCUUCAAGGAUUGUUUCAGUGACUCCAACCAGGGAGCAUUUAAGGCAACCAGAGCAAGCGAGUCAUUAAAGGAAAUUUUCCCUGGUGUUACUUCUACAGGAUAUAAUAUUGAAGUUCCAAUGAUAGGACACCCAGUGAGCGCUGGCAGUGAAGAAAGUGUGAAGGAAAACUACGAGACCCUUGAGCGGCUUUUCGUAGAACAUGACGUGAUCUUCUUGCUUAUGGACUCUAGAGAAUCUCGCUGGCUUCCCACCUUAAUGGGUGUAGCCCAUAACAAAUUGGUUAUCAACGCAGCUUUAGGUUUUGAUAGCUAUCUUAUUAUGAGGCACAGUCCUCUAGACAUGACGGAACGUCUUGGCUGUUACUACUGCAAUGAUGUUGUUGCUCCUACAGAUUCCCUUACCGACAGAACUUUAGAUCAGAUGUGUACCGUAACUCGACCUGGUGGUGCAUUGAUGGCAUCUUCACUAGCUGUGGAGCUACUUGUAUCCAUUUUGCAACAUCCUCAAAAACAGAGUGCGCCAGCAGGUAGUAGCACUAAUUUUGGGGAGGUUCCACACCAAAUCAGAGGAUUUCUACACACUUUCAAUCAGUCUAAGCUUUCGAUUCCAGCGUACAAGCAUUGUUCUGCGUGCUCCAAGGGAGUAGUUGACUUGUACAAACAUGAAAAGUGGGAAUUUGUCAAGAGAUGUUUGAACAGCACCGAAUAUCUUGAGAGGGUCUGUGGAUUGAAGCAGGUACAAGAAGAGGCCGAAAGGGCAUCAGAAGCAAUGAUGGAAGAUAUGAGUUUCAGUGAUGAAGAUGAUUUUUAG
Messenger RNA from Sungouiella intermedia, 1890 nucleotides. The record is from the annotation of a GenBank genome assembly. Lineage: Eukaryota; Fungi; Ascomycota; Pichiomycetes; Serinales; Metschnikowiaceae.